AUGGACCGUCUUCUUGCGCGGAAGAAAUCCUCGUCCAAUCUGUCUCGGAAGCGAUCGAACUCUGGUACAACCAUGACACCCAGAGACCAGAAGCCGAAGGAGGAGAAGAGUGCACCCGAGCAGCCAACUCCUUACGGAACCCUCUUCGACGACCAAAUCUUUAUACAUGCUUGUUGCAACCUCGAGGAUAAGAAUGAGGCGAGGAUUAUUCAAGACAUUUCACGGUUUAUCGUCCCUUCGGCAGAAUCGCUUGCGCUCCGGAACAAGAACCAUAAAUGCCUUGUUAAAAGCGUUAACAAAGGGUGGAACAACUCGAUCCCUUUUACCACUACCCAUCCACAGCCUGACUACUCCGUUGGGUUUGAGCGAGACGCAUUUACCGAGGAGCAACUCGCUAAACCAUCACCCUUUAUCGGCGACUUUAUUCCCGGGGACCUGUCCUUCUCUGAGGCCACCUACUAUAUGUACUUCCCGUUCCUAACCAGCGAGGUGACGUGUGGCGCCGCGGCGCUCGACAUUACAGACCGGCAGAACGCCCACAGGAUGACCCUUGCGGUACGGGCCAUCGUCGAACUCUUUCGUGAUGUCGAGCGCGAGGAUGAGGUUAACCGGAAGACCCUCGCCUUCUCCGUCUCGCACGACCACCAGUCAGUACGGAUCUACGGCCAUUUCCCAGUGAUAACCGGGAAAGAUACUGAGUAUUACCGGUACCCAAUCCGAAAAUUCAACUUCACAGAGCUGGACGGCAAGGAGAGAUGGACAGCGUACCAAUUCACCAAGAACGUUUACGACACAUAG
Molecule: messenger RNA, 798 nt
Organism: Podospora pseudopauciseta
Lineage: Eukaryota; Fungi; Ascomycota; Sordariomycetes; Sordariales; Podosporaceae
Exons: 2
Coding region: 1-798 (265 amino acids)
Source: RefSeq, a predicted model, not a curated record